AUGCCUGCCGCCAUCUUGCCCACCAGGAGUUCCGACAUGGGGCUGGGACUCCUGAGCGCAGCGCUGUUGUUUCUGGGGGGCGCUCUCAUAUGCUCAGAACACUACCCACUCUCUGAAAGGAGUGGGCAUGGCUCCUCGCGGGAACAGGCCGGAGGUCGGAGGUGGCCCGAAGCCAUGAGUGGGAGGCCCAGGGCGCAGGAGCCCCAGGCCCCGGAAGAGGAAGGGUUGAACGCAAAGGAUUGUGGAACAGCACCACUUGCAAGUAUGUUCCAGGGGUCUCGGAUUGUAGGGGGCACAGAAGCUCAAAUGGGCGCAUGGCCAUGGCUAGUUAGCCUACAGAUUCAAUCUGGCAGAUAUCGUGCUCAUGUAUGUGCGGGAAGCUUAGUGAAAAAUAGAUGGGUCCUCACGGCUGCCCACUGCACUAAUAAGGACACUAGAGAUCCUGUAAUGUGGAGAGUUGUGAUUGGAACUAAUAAUAUAGGUGGGCGUCAGCCACACUCCAAGAUGAUGAAAGUUAAAGCAAUCAUUAUCCAUCCAGACUUCGAUGUGGAAUCUUAUGAAAAUGAUAUUGCGCUUUUUCAUUUAAAAAAAGCAGUGAGAUAUAAUGAUUAUAUUCAGCCUAUCUGUCUACCUUUUGGUGUUUUCCAAAGACUGAACCGAAACACGAAGUGUUUUAUAAGUGGAUGGGGAAGAACAACAGAAAAAGGUAAUAUUACAAAAAAAUUACAUGAAGCAGAAGUGCAUUAUAUUUCUCCAAGUUUUUGUAAUUCUGACAAGAGUUAUGGGGAUAUAAUCCCUUACACUUCAUUUUGUGCAGGUGAUGAAGAUGGAGUUGUUGAUACUUGCAAGGGUGACAGUGGUGGACCAUUAAUGUGCUACUUACCAGAACAUGAACGAUAUUUUGUAAUGGGAAUUACCAGUUACGGAUAUGGCUGUGGGCGAAAAAAUUUUCCUGGUGUCUAUAGUGGGCCAUCCUUCUACCAAAAGUGGCUGACAGAUCAAUUCUACCAGGCAAGCAAUGAAGUUAUAUUUAAUAUAAAUAUUCUGCUUGGACAGGUCCUUGUAGCCCUAGGUUCUGUUGUCUUACUAGCAGCUCCAUAA
Lagenorhynchus albirostris (white-beaked dolphin) is the source of this 1101-nucleotide messenger RNA. It is a transcript of the gene TMPRSS12, whose product is annotated as transmembrane serine protease 12. The transcript has 5 exons. NCBI's taxonomy places the organism in Eukaryota, Metazoa, Chordata, Mammalia, Artiodactyla, Delphinidae. Gene Ontology annotation, biological process: acrosome reaction; proteolysis. The record is from RefSeq and is a predicted model, not a curated record. The coding region runs from base 1 to 1101 and encodes 366 amino acids. Gene Ontology annotation, molecular function: serine-type endopeptidase activity.